This is a messenger RNA of Paramecium sonneborni, 2702 nucleotides long. NCBI's taxonomy places the organism in Eukaryota, Ciliophora, Oligohymenophorea, Peniculida, Parameciidae. The record is from the annotation of a GenBank genome assembly.
AUGAUGGCUUAACCUAGAUAUUCGUAGAAAAUGGGAGAUACAUUUUCAAAUAGCAAAGACUUUUAUUCUUUUCACUAAAAAUAACUGAUAGGAUCAAAAGUGCAACCCCAACGUUUGGAAUAAUUAUCAAUUUCAUAGCGAACAAAAGUUGGUACAAUUAAGGAGAGAACAAGUUCAGAUAUAUUUACAAGUUUGAUUAAUAGAGGGAUGCUGCAUAGUGAAUAGAAAGAGUUAAAUAAUGAGAAUAAUGAGGAUUGUUCAAGAAUGAUGAUAAAGUAGAAUGAAGAUGAAAGAAUGAGCAAAGAAGAUAAAACAACACCUUAGAAGUUAUAAAGUGUAGGAGAAUAAGAUAAAUGUAAAUAGAAAAGUAAUUUAUGAUUAGCAAAGAAGAUGUUACCUCCUCUGAAGUUAAUUACAGAUAAACUGAAAGUAAAGGAAAGACAGAACUAAUCAAAAGAACGUGGAGAAACAUUCAAAAGUUCACUUAUUGAGACGUAAUUCAUAUGUAUAUUGAAAGACCAACGAUGUAAAAAACAUUAGCUAGGAAACAUAGAGCAUUUGGAUAAGGUGAAUAAAAGUCAACGAUUGAGAAUGAUACAAGUGUUCAUAAGAUGGGAAGAACUUCUUCAACUCCUUUUAUGUAAAAGUCAAAGGAAGAAAAAGAUGAGCAUUUAACAAGUAGAUCAGGGACUCCUUAGAAAGAGAUGUUUCAUGCAAGUCCACUGAAAAUUAGACAAAAACUAUAAAAUAAAUAAGUUGUAAUACAAACACCAUAAUCAAGAGGAUUAAAAGAAAAGAAGUAAUUGAAUGCUUUUUAUUCAUCUUAAUCAUAAUAAUAAUAGAUAAAAACAGUAGAUAUUUAAAUAGAUAAAAAAGUGAUACCAAAGAGAAAGAAGAAAUAAAGUUAAGGAUUAGCAAUAUAACAAUAGAAUCAAUAAAAAGAGAAAUUGACAUAACGUCAUACUUCAUAUAGAUGCUUCAUAAACAAAAUUAAUUUUUCAAAUAAUCAAUGUAUUUGUUGUCCAAGUAAAUUGGAAGUCCCAUCAUACUUUUAUUAUGUAGGUAAGGGAAAUAAUGGUAGUCUCAUAAAAAAUAUGUUUAGAUAAAGAUGGUGGUGGUAAGAGGUAGAAACAUUAGAUAUUACAAAAGUAAAUAUGUCCUGGACAUAACUUAAAUAAAACAUUUGUAUUACUUAGUUGCAUCCAUGUAUACUUGAAUCAGGUCUAUAAAGUUCUGAAUCAUUUCUCUUAAGUCAUGAAGAAACUAUUGGAGAUACAAGUGAUUCUGAUAUAGAAGUUAGAUCAAAAUAACUAAGUAGUACUGGAGGUCUUUAAAAGUCAACUCCAUAAUAAUAGUAGAAGAGGCCAUCUAAUUAUUAUUCUUUAAGAAGAAUACUUAAUACAUAAGAUCUUUAAAAACUUAUAAAUUAUAUGGAAGAAACUGGAUGUUAUGAUUCUUAAUUAAUAUUUAGUGAUUGUACUGAUAAAUUGCUUAAAGACAUUAAAUUCCUCAAUACUAAUCAACGUUAAGAUAGUAAGAUGUUUCGUAUGCAUAAUCAUAUGGAAGAUAAUUGGCAUUUAGGUAACAAAAAAGCUUUGUUUUAUAAUAUGAAACAUUAUUAUUAAAUCAUUAAAGAAGACUAUAAUAAAUUACUUCCUGUAACUUUUCAUGUUUAAAAAGGAAUUAAUGAUAUAGAAUAUUAAAAGUUUUUGGAAUACUUUAAUAGAAGAACUGAUGAAAUCAAAGAAAUUGAAAGAACUAGAGAUAGAAAAGAUAAAAAGAAACUUCCUAUUAAUUUAUGGAUCAUUAAACCAGGUGAAUUAACAAAUAGAGGUAAUGGCAUCACUGUUUGUAAUGAUCUUAAUGAAAUUAAUAAAAUCAUUAAUGAAGAAAUUCAAGAAGGCAGACCAAGAACAUAUAUAGUAUAAUAAUAUAUAGAUAAUCCUUUUUUAUACAAUAAAAGAAAAUUCGAUAUUAGAUGUUAUAUGUUAUUGACUUCUCAAAAUGGGAUUUUUAAAGGUUAUUGGUAUUAAGAAGGAUAUAUCAGAACAUCUUCUAAAGAAUUUACUACUAAAUGUUUAGAUAGAUUUGUUCAUUUAACUAAUGAUGCUGUUUAAUCUAAAGAUUAGGAUUAUGGUAAACAUGAACCUGGAAAUAAAAUAUCUUAUCUUGAAUUUUAAAGAUAUGUUGAAGCAAAUCAUCCUAAUAUUAAAUUUAAUUUCUUUAUUGAUAUUUAUCCGAAAAUGAAAUCUGCUGCUUUAGAAAUGAUGAAAGCUACUUAUGGAAAAAUUGAUCCACAUCGUAGAAUUAAUAGUUUUGAAGUAAUAUUUAUUCUCUAUUUUAUAUAGCUUUAUGGAUUAGAUUUUAUGAUUGAUGAUAAUUUUAAAUUAUGGUUAAUUGAAGCUAAUACAAAUCCUUGUCUAGAACUCUCUUGUCCUCUACUUAGUAAAAUCAUACCAACUAUGGUUGAAAAUCUAUUUAGAAUUGCUGUCGACCCAAUUUUCCCUCCUCCUUUCUUUGAAGAAUGGCCUUAAAAUAAAAAACUAUUUAUACCUGAUAAUGUUGUUGAAAACAACAAAUUCGAACUCAUUUUUGAUGAACUUAUUGAAAAAAAGAAUAUGAUCAAUCUAUUUCGAGAUAAUAAAAUAGAACAGGAAUGUUUUGAUAUUGAAGAAGAAGAAGAAGAAGAAGAAAAAGAUUGA